AUGCUUGAUCGGACUCAUGUUACCGGCAAAUUUAUGGCGAUUAAAGCGGAUCAGACGCACUACAUAGUGGACUCGCUGAAAACGCCAAUUGGAGUGGUGAAGCGUGCCGCUUUACGUAUGGACGAUACGCUUGUUAUUAGCACCGAUGUGACCGAUGUUUUACCGCAUUUUCGAGCAUCUUCCUGUUGA
Gongylonema pulchrum is the source of this 189-nucleotide messenger RNA. The record is from the annotation of a GenBank genome assembly. NCBI's taxonomy places the organism in Eukaryota, Metazoa, Nematoda, Chromadorea, Rhabditida, Gongylonematidae.